UUCGGUGUAUAAACGAGAGUUGAUAACUUGUCUACAACUUAUCAGAUAUUAUUCAUUCGACAACCACAAUGGCGUAUCAGCUUUACAGAAAUACGACGCUAGGAAACAGUCUCCAAGAGAGUCUCGAUGAACUGAUUCAGACUCAACAGAUUACCCCACAGUUAGCUCUGCAGGUACUGCUUCAGUUUGACAAAGCCAUCAAUACUGCUCUGGCCAACCGGGUGCGCAACAGAGUGAACUUCCGGGGGUCGCUGAAUACAUACAGAUUCUGUGACAACGUGUGGACGUUUGUUCUGAAUGAUGUGGAGUUCCGAGAGGUCACUGACCUGGUGAAAGUGGAUAAAGUUAAGAUUGUGGCCUGUGAUGGAAAAAACACUGGCUCUAAUGCAGCAGAGUGAGAGAGAGAUGAAGAGGAAGAGGAGUACCAUGCUGACUGAGAACGUGGAGGUGAAGGACGACCACACACAGACAGGACUGUGUAUAUAGUAUUAUUUAUUUACAGAGGACGGCACUCGGUCCUGCUUCACUGCAGCCGGAUACGCGGCACAUUGGGAAGAGCAUGGACCAGUCAAGGCCUUGAAUAUCAUGGCAUUUUUAUAUAUUAUGUCAAA
Molecule: messenger RNA, 611 nt
Organism: Chanos chanos (milkfish)
Lineage: Eukaryota; Metazoa; Chordata; Actinopteri; Gonorynchiformes; Chanidae
Gene: gtf2a2
Product: general transcription factor IIA, 2
Exons: 4
Coding region: 69-398 (109 amino acids)
Biological process (GO): transcription initiation at RNA polymerase II promoter
Cellular component (GO): transcription factor TFIIA complex
Source: RefSeq, a predicted model, not a curated record